Penicillium nucicola is the source of this 4479-nucleotide messenger RNA. RefSeq names its product vacuolar protein sorting/targeting protein 10. NCBI's taxonomy places the organism in Eukaryota, Fungi, Ascomycota, Eurotiomycetes, Eurotiales, Aspergillaceae. The transcript has a single exon. The record is from RefSeq and is a predicted model, not a curated record. Gene Ontology annotation, biological process: protein targeting to vacuole; Golgi to vacuole transport; Golgi to endosome transport. The coding region runs from base 1 to 4479 and encodes 1492 amino acids. Gene Ontology annotation, cellular component: membrane; Golgi apparatus.
AUGAUCCCUCGGUGGCUGCUGCUCGUAGUGAGCCUGCUGCUGGCAUUGACCUGUCAGCCAGUAGCGGCGGAAGCGAACAAACCCAAGGUCAUCUCUCAUAAACUGGACAGUGCGCCCGCCGACCUGUUCUACUUCCACGGCACGAACACGAUCCUAUACCGCGAUAUUAAGACGAGAACCCCACAUGUCUCCUUCGAUGGCGGCGAGAAAUGGGACACAAUCAAGGGUGAAGGUGAUGCCAUGGCAGGCAAAGCCGAGCUGAUCUGGAAGCACCCGUACGAUAAGAACCGCGCUUACAUCCUCGGCCAAGGUGGAAAGCACUGGAUCACGACCGACCAGGCUAAGACUUGGAGCUCCUUUAAGGUAGAUGUCGCGCCCAUCGCGUCGAUGCGGUCUUUUCCGCUCGAGUUCAAUGGCUGGGACCCCAAGAAGGUCAUCUUCAUGGGCCUGGGCGAUUGCUCUCUGCUUGGUUGUAUGCCUGUGGCCUACUACACCGUCGAUGACUUUAAAACUGUCAAGCCAUUGCGGGAACCUGCGUUCCAAUGCAUGUGGGCUGCAAGCCGCCCGCAGUUCGCGUUGGAUUUGGAGAUGCCGGAUUCGAUGGGCGAUCGCGUCCUGUGCGUGGUGCCGGCAUUGACAGGACACUUUGAUCAUAAGAUCAGGGAAGUCCUGAUUCAUUCCGACAACUUCUUCCAUGACAGCCCGGAGGGCACCACCUCGAAAUUGAGCGAUGGUCAGCCAUUGAGCGGCGCCAGUGUGCAGAUCCGCUCCGUCACAAAGUACUUGGUUGCGCGUCUUCAGUCUGCCGGCACUGCAGAGCAGGCUCUGUAUAUUAGUGAUGAUACAAAUGUGUGGCACCGGGCUGAGUUUGGAAAACACCGCAUCGAGGAGGAUGCCUACACCUUGUUGGAAAGCACCAACUACAGCAUUCAGAUUGACGUGCAAACCACGUGGCACGACAACCGCAUGGGUAGCCUGUGGUCUUCCAACUCCAACGGUACCUACUUCACGCAGAACAUCGAACACACAAACCAGGAUCUGAACGGCUUGGUGGACUUUGAGCGAGUCACAGACAUUCAGGGUAUCACGAUUGUCAACACUGUCAAGAACUGGGAGGAAGCCUCGAAAUCCGAUUCCAAGGAGAAGAAGCUUGUCAGUAGUAUCAGCUUUGACGAUGCGAGAACUUUCCAGUCUCUCAAGGCCGACGGCGACGACCUGCAUAUCCACUCAAUGACUACCUAUGUCGCGCUGCGCGAGAUGCCCAUGCCCGAUCAUCGGAUGUUCUCUAGUCCGGCCCCUGGCUUGGUCAUGGGUGUCGGUAACACUGGAGGCCACCUCAAGGAAUACUCCGAGGGCGAUCUCUAUGUAUCGGACACCGCGGGUCUCACUUGGCGCCACGCACUCAAGGGUCCGCAUCGGUUUGAAUUCGGUGACCAGGGAGGCGUGAUUGUGGCAGUUGCUGACGGGACCAAGACCAAGGAGGUCAAAUUCUCGAUUGAUCAUGGUAAAGAAUGGGAGUCCUUCAAACUGGAGCAUGAGAUCAGGCCUCUGUAUCUGAUCACGACACCUGAUUCGACCAGCUUGAAGUUCGUUUUGGUUGGUAUCUCGGCCGAUGACAAUAUCCUCAUGUAUUCUAUUGAUUUCGAUGACCUCCACGAGCGCCAGUGUGGAUCAGGAGACCUUGAAGAGUGGACUGCCCGUCUGGAUGAAAAGGGAGAAGCAGAUUGCUUGAUGGGCCACAAGCAGUUCUACUACCGCCGCAAGGCCAACGCGGAUUGCUUCAUCAAGAAGGAGUUCACCAUUUCUGCCCCCGAAUUCAAGCCUUGCAAGUGUACUGCGGAGGACUUUGAAUGUGAUUACAACUUUGUCCGUAGCGAAGACCGCAAAGAAUGUGUCCCGGCUGUCUCCCUGACGCCCCCAGCUGGCAAGUGCAAGGAAUCCGAUGAGAAGUAUAUGGGUCCUUCAGGAUGGCGCCUCAUUCCCGGCAACGCAUGUAUCCGCGAGGGUGGUGAAGAUUUCGAUCGCGAAAUUGAGCGCUCAUGCUCGAAUGUUACCGCUCCGAUUGUCGCCGAUGGCAAGCCUCGUGCUGGAAAGCCGCAUUCAAUCUCCGCCAAGGAGACCGUUUACUUCUACCUUGAGCGCCAAGCCAGCAACAGCGGAGACGAUGAGACUCUUAUGAUGCUAACGGAUAAGUUUGAGCUUUUCAAAUCACACGACCAUGGCCGGACCUGGGAGAAAGCUAUCAAGGACCACGACGUUAAAAUUAUGGAGAUGGUUCAGCAUCCUUACUUCAGUGAUGCCGCAUUUUUCCUCACCGAUAAAAAGAAGAUUUACUAUACCAUCAACCAUGGAACAUCUUUCCACUCUUUCGACGCACCUUCGACACCAACCAAGGAGCCCCUCAUCCCUCUCAGAUUCAAUGAGAAGUACCAAGACACCCUUAUCUGGAUUGGAAAUGAGAGCUGCGAUGGCAAGAACUGUCGCUCAGAGGCAUUCAUCACCGAUAAACGGGGUGCCAGUUGGGACCCAAUGCUUAUUGGCGUCGGUAAAUGCGACUUUGCAUACCAAGAAGGCCGGGAGAACAGCACCAAGCUCAUUCUCUGUGAACAAUACGAGAAAGAAGAAACGGCCAACAACCGCCAACUGGUGAUCAGUGACGACAAUUUCUCUACAAAAGAAACCCUCUUCAACAACAUCGCUCAUUACGGAACCAAGGACAAGUUUAUUGUCACGGCUUGGUACAGCGGAAACCAGAACAUGUAUCUGAAUGCCAGUGUCAGCGUGGAUGGCCGCACAUUCGCCGAAGCCCAUUUCCCCUUCAACGUUGAUGUUCCCUCAUACACCAUCCUCCCCAGCUCCCCGCACGCACUGUUCCUGAUCGUGGAGGUCUUCAAGGCUGAAGGACGCAGCUUCGGGUCCUUGGUCAAGAGUAACAGCAACGGUACCUACUUUGUUUCGAGUCUUGAGGCUGUCAACGUUAAUGACAGAGGCAAUGCCGACUUUGAAAAGAUGGAGGGACUGGAGGGCGUGCUCCUUGCCAACGCUGUGGCCAACAAGGAUGAGGUGAAGGGCAAGGGAGCAGGCAAGAAGGUGCGAACUCUGAUCACCCACAACGACGGUGGUCAGUGGAUGCUGCUGGCUCCUCCUUCCAAGGGUGUUGAUGGCAAGAAGUUUGGCUGUUCCGUCACGGAGGGCAAGGGCACCGACAAGUGUGCGCUCCACCUCCACCUUUACACAGAGCGUCGCGAUGACCGUGAUACUUUGGAUUCCGGCUCUGCGAUCGGCCUGAUGCUCGCCCAAGGCAACGUGGGCGAAUAUCUCGGCAAGAAAGAUGAAAGUGACACUUUCCUCACCAGAGAUGGCGGUAUCACCUGGUCCCAAGUCAGCAAUGGACGGUACCAGUGGGAAUACGGUGCCGCCGGGUCUGUGAUCGUGCUCGUCAAAGACCUCCAGGCCACCAAGGUCGUGCAUUACUCCCUGGACGAGGGCGCCACCUGGACCGAGUUCCAGUUCUCGGACACCGAAAUGGUCAUCGACGACAUCUCCACCGUGCCCUCUGACACAUCGAAGAACUUCUUGCUCUGGGGUACCGACCCGAAAACCUCGGGCAAACGCGUGUCGAUUCCUCUCGACUUCAGCCCCAUCUGGAGCCGCGACUGCAAGGACGACGAGAACGACUUUGAAAUCUGGACCCCGAGUCACCCCCUCCAGGAAGAGAACUGUCUGUUCGGCCACGUCGAGCAGUACCACCGCAAGAAACCCACCGCCGAGUGCUGGAACCCCUGGCGCACGCCCCAUAUCUACAGCAUCGGCCGGAACUGCACCUGCACCCGCGCCGACUUCGAAUGCGACUACAACUACGAGAUCCAAAGCGACGGCAGCUGCGGUCUAGUCCCGGGCCUCCCCAAGCCAGACCACAGCGCCCAGUGCAAGUCCGAUUCCGAAAUGGUCGAGUACUGGGAGCCAACCGGCUACCGCCGCAUCCCCCAAACCACCUGUCAAGGCGGCCUCCUCCUCGACCAAGACGUCUCCCACCCCUGCCCGAACAAGGAAGAGGAAUACCACAAGAAACACGGCAUCAGCGGCGUCGGCCUCUUCUUCGCCAUCGUCUCCCCCAUCGCCGUGGCUGCCGCUAUCGGCUACUACGUGUACACGCACUGGGACGGCAAAUUCGGCCAGAUCCGUCUGGGAGAGGGCGGCAGCGUCGGCUCGAGCUUCCUGUCCAGGGAUUCCAUCCUGGUCGCUGUGCCCGUGGCGAUCAUCGCGGGCGUCGUGGCCGUCGCUCAGUCUCUGCCGUUGUUGGCGACGAGUCUGGCGCGCACUGUCUCGGGCUGGUUCCGGUCUAGUGGUCGCGGGUAUCAGCGACCGUAUGCGACGCGUGGCUCGUUUGCGGCGCGUCGUGGUGAUUAUGCUCAUGUUGUUGAUGAUGAGGAUGAAUUACUUGGUGCUGAUGAGUUUGAUGAAGAGGAGGAGGCUUGA